Molecule: messenger RNA, 3302 nt
Organism: Pygocentrus nattereri (red-bellied piranha)
Lineage: Eukaryota; Metazoa; Chordata; Actinopteri; Characiformes; Serrasalmidae
Gene: slc13a3
Product: solute carrier family 13 member 3
Exons: 13
Coding region: 246-2030 (594 amino acids)
Biological process (GO): citrate transport; monoatomic anion transmembrane transport
Cellular component (GO): membrane
Molecular function (GO): succinate transmembrane transporter activity; citrate transmembrane transporter activity; sodium:dicarboxylate symporter activity
Source: RefSeq, a predicted model, not a curated record
UUGCCGUGGCAGACCCCUCAGAGUGGCCUGCGCGGACCUGAAAACCUGCAACUGAGCAAAAGCCUGAAAAACUGCGCAUUACGCACGAAGAGUUAACGUGUAAACCAGAGGUUAAUCUUCUCCCGCCGUGCUAAAAAUCAACAAAGAAAACGCCAUAAAGCUACAGAAAGAGCCUCGAUGGUCUGAACCGCGCUGAGCUUUGGCGACGAGAGGCUCACCAAGAGGGAAUAACGAUUCAUUACGCUAUGGACUUGCUGAAGUUUUCCAAGAAACUCUGGAGCGUUCGCAAACAGCUGAUUGUCCUCCUCACGCCUCUGCUGCUCCUGCCUCUGCUCUUCGUCCUACCGGCAAAGGAAGGAAAAUGUCUGUAUGUGGUGCUCCUGAUGGCAUUUUUCUGGUGUACAGAAGCUCUCCCACUAGCAGUGACUGCCAUGCUGCCCGUCUGUCUCUUCCCCACCAUGGGCAUUCUGCCCUCCAAAAAGGUCUGCCCUCAGUACUUUCUGGAAACUAACUUUCUCUUCCUGAGUGGGCUGGUGAUGGCAUCAGCGAUUGAAGAGUGGGGCCUACAUAAACGCAUCGCCCUCAAGGUGCUGAAGAUUGUUGGAGUGAAACCAGCCUGGUUGAUUUUGGGGAUGAUGCUCACAUCCUCUUUCUUGUCCAUGUGGCUGAGUAACACUGCUACCACAGCCAUGAUGCUGCCUAUUGCGAAUGCCAUUCUAGAGAGCCUGUUCGGUGACCUGGAGACCCUUAAAGAGAACGCCAAAGUUAAGAAUGACCCUGAAGGCCAGUCUCAGGUCAAGCUGCAUGUGUUGCCAUCAGAAAAGCACACCCUGACUGGAGAUGACAGGGCUGAUGGAAUGGAGAGAGGAGAUCAGAGAAGCCCAGAGGAGGUCAGGAAAGAAGCAGAAUAUCAGCUGAAAGUGUGGAAAGGAUUCCUUAUCUGCAUCCCCUAUGCUGCCAGCAUAGGGGGGACGGCCACCCUAACAGGAACAGCCCCUAAUCUCAUCCUCAUCGGGCAGAUGAAAAGUUACUUUCCAGAGUGUGACUUGAUCAAUUUCGGCUCGUGGUUUAUUUUCGCUUUCCCGCUCAUGAUCAUCUUCCUUUUCGUUGCAUGGAUCUGGAUUUCCUUCCUUUAUGGGGGACUCAACACUCGAUUGUGUAUAAACAAACAUGAUGACCGAGCAGCUGCAGAGGCCAAAGCUAGAGCGGUCAUUGAUGAAGAUUACAAAAAGCUUGGACCCAUCAAUUUUGCAGAGGGAUCCGUUUCAUUCUUCUUUAUUCUGUUUGCCAUCCUCCUGUUCACCAGAGACCCUAAAUUUGUCACAGGGUGGUCCAUAUUCUUCAACAAAGGGUACGUGUCGGAUGCCGUCACCGGAGUCAUCAUCAUCUCUAUCCUCUUCUUCUUUCCAUCCCAGCGUCCCUCGCUGCGCUGGUGGUUCAAUCCCCGAGCCUCUAACACUCCAUAUGUGCCCCUGCUGUCAUGGAAAAGAGUUCAAGAGUGUGUACCGUGGAACAUUAUCCUUCUGCUGGGUGGAGGCUUCGCCAUGGCUAAAGGCUGCGAGGAGUCUGGCCUGGCUGCCUGGAUCGGAGGGCAUUUACAGCCACUAGCUCAGGUUCCUCCCGCGGUAGCUGUGAUUCUGAUCACAGCCUUCAUCGCUUGCUUUACUGAGUUUGCCAGUAACACCGCCACCAUCAUCAUCUUCCUUCCGGUCAUCGCUGAACUGGCCAUCCGCGUGAAGGUGAACCCUCUGUACUUCAUGAUUCCAGCAACAAUUGGCUGCUCAUAUGCAUUCAUGCUUCCUGUCUCAACUCCACCUAAUUCUAUUGCCUUCGCUUCUGGACACCUCAUGGUCAAAGACAUGGUGAAGACUGGCUUUAUGAUGAACAUUCUGGGCAUUGUGUGUGUGUCUCUGGCUAUGAACACGUGGGGGCUGCACAUGUUCACUUUACACACCUACCCGGACUGGGCCAGACCCCUUAACUCUACAGUGCCUAUGUCUACAGUUGCUCCAUUUAAUGUUACUAUGUAGGCAGUAUACAUACAUAAAACAUGCAAACAUAUACAUAAUGGAGCAUAGAAAACCCAAUUCUAUCAAAAUGGAUUCACGUGCAUUAUGCCAAAAAGAAUAAUAUGCUCAAAUGAUAUCUAUAUUCGUAUUGGGGUUUUUUUUCUUGUUGUUGUUUUUUUUACAAACAUUACAUAGAACUAUAAACCUGAUGACUUUUAUAAUCGUACAUACCCGAUUCCACAUUCAACAAAGGUUGGGACAGUAUGUUAAAUGCAUAUAAAAACAGAAAGCAGUGAUUUGUAAAUUAAUUUUGGCCUUUAUUCAAUUUUUUGUAUUGUUUGUAAAUAUAGGAUCAAUAUAAAACUCACUCUUUUAUUUACAUUUUACCCUCUAUGUUUUUGCCAUUAUGUUUGUAUUCAUCAAAAAGAAAAUCAGCCCUCCCACGUCUAUGUAAUUAUUCUAUUACAGUAUUAAAUACAAAAAACUGUCAUACACUUUUAUAAAUCAAUGUUUGAUUUAAUUUGAUUAGGAAAAUAUUUGUAUUGGUCUAUAAACUAUACUAGGCCUCUACCCGGUUUAAAUAAAAGUUGUUCAGUUAUGGAUUUUUUUCAUGCAAUCCGUAGCCAGACACUAGUGUUCUACACCAGUUUACCUGCUAGUGAAGGUAACGCUGACCAUUUGCUUUCAUCUAGUUAGCAGAACUGUUUAACAUAUAUCAGUUGUUUGAUAGUGUGACAUUUAUUGAAUAAAGCCUUGAAAAUUAUCAAAUCAACUAUGCAAAGUAAACUAUUUUUUCGAUUUACAGUAAAAAUAACACUAGAUGAACGGCAAAAAGUAUUAAAAAUGAAUUCACUACAACCUCCCACACCCUCCAGGUGCUGCGGUAGCACCACACAUACUUCUGUAAUUUCUGGAGACAGUCCAAAAGUAAUUAAAAAAGGGGAUACCACCCAACAAUGACUAUUUGUUUGCACUGUCCCUUUUUUUUGUCUUUGUGGUCCCCCGAGGUCCCUGGCAGUCUGGCAAGCACUAGCGCUGGCCCCAAUAAUCCAUCCCUGUUCCAUGGCCGCUGCAGUGUUUGGACAGUCUCAAAAAAUUGAACAAAAAGUGUGUAAAUGUUGUAUAAAGAAUGAAAUAAAGGGUAAAACAAAGAAACAAAACACCCAGUUUAACUGUUACCAUGUCUGUUUUCCACAGAAUCCUGUUACCAGCAGAUUCCUAACACUAUGUGCUGAUUUUAACAUUAAAAUGGUUCUUCACACUCAUCUUGCAAAUAACAUAAAAGGAACUGAA